AUGGAAAAUCAUAAUAAUGUCACUGAAUUCGUACUCUUGGGACUUCUCAUGAAGAAAGAAAUGAAGACAAUAUGUUUUCUCAUUUUCCUGGCGUGUUACUUAGCGAUCUUCUUGGGAAAUUUCGUUAUCUUCAUCACCAUCACAUCCAGCCAUCUGAUGCAGCAACCAAUGUACUACUUUCUUUGGCACUUGUCCUUCAUGGAUCCUUGCUUCACUUCCACCAUAGUACCCAGACUGAUCAGUGACUUAAUUGCCACAAGGAAGACCAUCUCCUACAAUUGCUGCAUGACUCAGCUCUUUACUUCUCACUUACUGGGAGGUGUUGAAAUGUUCAUUCUGGUGUCUAUGGCCUUUGAUCGCUAUGUUGCCAUCUGUAAACCCUUACACUACAUGAUAAUUGUAAGCAGGCAGAGAUGCAACCUGCUGAUUCUGCUUGCCUGGGUGGUGGCAUUUUGGCACUCCAUUGCCCAGCUACUCAUGAUCCUGAGGUUACCCUUCUGUGGCCCUAAUCAAAUAGAUCACUAUAUGUGUGACUCAAAACCCCUCUUAAAGCUUGCCUGCACAGACACACAUGUUGCUAGUAUUUUAGUCAUUGCUAACACUGGAAUGGUUGUAUUGGCAACAUUUCUGGUCUUGGUGGCCUCUUACAUCAUCAUAUUAUAUAAUCUUAGGAAGCACUCAUCUGAAGGUAGGCGUAAAGCCCUCUCCACUUGUGCUUCCCAUGUCAUGGUUGUUGUUCUGUUCUUUCUACCUUGUAUCUCCACUUAUAUCCCACCUCCCAAUUUCCUAAAUAAUGACAAAGAGUUUUCAGUGUUUUACACUGUGAUUGCACCUAUGUUGAACCCUCUCAUUUACACACUGAGAAAUGUAGAAAUGAAGAAUGCCAUGCGAAUGGUAUGGUACAGAAAAUUGCCUUUGUUAUUCAAAUAA
Molecule: messenger RNA, 930 nt
Organism: Trichosurus vulpecula (common brushtail)
Lineage: Eukaryota; Metazoa; Chordata; Mammalia; Diprotodontia; Phalangeridae
Product: olfactory receptor 4P4-like
Exons: 1
Coding region: 1-930 (309 amino acids)
Biological process (GO): G protein-coupled receptor signaling pathway
Cellular component (GO): membrane
Molecular function (GO): olfactory receptor activity; G protein-coupled receptor activity
Source: RefSeq, a predicted model, not a curated record